Molecule: messenger RNA, 587 nt
Organism: Linum tenue
Lineage: Eukaryota; Viridiplantae; Streptophyta; Magnoliopsida; Malpighiales; Linaceae
Source: the annotation of a GenBank genome assembly
AGCAUAUGUAUAUAUAUAUGAUGACCUCCAUUUUCAUACGAAGGAGCGAUACAUCUAUCCAUAUUGAUAUUUCCUCUUUUUAACCGGUGCUUUUAUUUUCAAGGCAGCCCGUAGAGUUUACGUAUGCCCUUGACAUCCGCGCUCUGUAAUUUCCGCUUGAUUUGCCCAUAAUUCAAGUAAGGGUACAUGAUCGCCGCCUCGUCGUCGCUGUGAAGAAGCCCUAAUGUAUGUCCAAUCUCAUGCACCCCAAUUGACUCCAGAUCCAUUUCCAUUGGGCUUGGAUCAUCGCUCCAUUUCUCAUCCGCGUCGUAAUGGAGACGUCCAUAACGUGGCUGGAAAGCAUGGGCCGUGGUCCCGUUAGGCCCAUCGAAUGGAAACCCGUCUCCGUGGUCGCGAGAAUAAAACGAAAUUUGCAUGUCAGCCUUGGCUCUGCCGCCAACAUUCUCAAACGUGAGCUCCGUCACAUUCUCCCAGCUCCGGAACGCUCGGGCCACGGCGGCCUUGAUGGUGGCUUCCUUCAAACCGGCAGGAGGGUUGCUUUUGGGGAACUUGUACCGGAGGUUGUUCUUGUUCCACUUGGGUUUGCC